Messenger RNA from Protomyces lactucae-debilis, 940 nucleotides. Its product is annotated as vacuolar transporter chaperon. Bases 214 to 582 code for a protein of 122 amino acids. Gene Ontology annotation, cellular component: fungal-type vacuole membrane; vacuolar transporter chaperone complex. The record is from RefSeq and is a predicted model, not a curated record. Lineage: Eukaryota; Fungi; Ascomycota; Taphrinomycetes; Taphrinales; Protomycetaceae. The transcript has 3 exons.
CCUCACCAGACCCGUCUUCCACCCAACUCACCAUUUCGCCCCCAGUGCAGCACAUGCGGGCGGCUUUCGCUUGUGAUUGGCGGAAGACAGCAACGACCAGACUGGACCAGGACCAACAGCCAGAAACCUUGAUCCUUGUUCAGGCUUGAUAGACUAGGACCAGGCUCAGUUCAGACUCAGGCAGCUCAUCGCAGGCGACACUUCCCCCACGUCAUGUCAUCGCAGCCGCUGCUUCAGUCCGCCCCCGGCAAGCGCAUCGCCCUCCCUGUUCGAGUAGAACCAAAAGUCUUCUUUGCAAACGAGCGCACCUUCCUAUCAUGGCUCAACUUCACCGUCAUUCUCGGCGGCCUCGCAGUCGGCCUCCUCAACUUUGGCGAUAAGGUCGGACGUAUCUCUGCUGGCCUCUUCACAUUCGUCGCUAUGGCCACCAUGAUUUACGCACUCGUCACCUAUCACUGGCGCGCAAACGCUAUUCGCAAACGUGGAUCAGGCCCUUAUGAUGACCGCUUUGGCCCGACGAUGCUGUGCAUCUUUCUACUAGCGGCCGUGGUCGUCAACUUUGCUCUACGCGUCUUCAAGUAGGGCUCUUCUUUACUACAGUUCAGUGCAUCAUAAUCAAAGCUCAUGUACCCCCCUAUGCUCGUACAGCCGUCAUGUCACGUCGUAUCACAAAGUGUGUACCACGCCAGCUAAUCUUGUCAUUACUCAUGGCCCAAAUCCAUGCAGGUAAUGCCGUACACUCCCGCAGAAACCAGACAUAUGUGAAUUCCCACAAAGGUAUCGCCUUGCGUGCUUGCUGUGGGAUGGCAUCGCCGUGUUGUGCGAGUGCCUGUGCUUGUCCAUAGUCCAGUAAGAACCAAGCAAGGAUAUGCAGUGCUAGCCACGUCUGCACGCUGGUUUCUAGCACGGCAUGCAUCGCAUAGGCGCCCAUCAAGCCGAG